GCUGGGCUCUUCCGCUUUCGGAAGCGGCUCUGAUUGGCUGGCGCGGCUCGGGUCCUGCUGUUUCGGGAGGCAGGCAGGCGGGGCUGAACUGGACGUUGCCUUUUGCCUGUAGUUGCGCGCGCUGAGCUUUGAGUGCGGCGUUGAGUGAUGAGGAGGAUCUGCGGCCUUCACUGUUACCAUGACGACAAGGAGGCUCGCUGAUUCGGCCCCGAGGGGGAUGCUGACAGGCUGACACCCCUCUCCGUACUUUCUCCCCACGAGACCCUUCGCCGCCUUCUGUCUGCGGGGCCCUGUCAUUUUCCCGGGGGUCAACCGAAAGCAGUCCCCCCCUCCCCGCACCCUUCGUACCAGGGUGCUUCAUUCGUCAUGUGUCCAUGAAUUCUGGCUGGGUCUGCCAUGGAGAAGAGACUGGAAGACCAGUUCAGCAUCAGCUCUCUGCAUGUUUUGGGAGAUUUCCUUGGAAAAGCUGCCAAGUGGCUGGUCCAGUUUCAUCUUCUCUACAUGUGUGCCUGCCUCAAUGCUUUCUGUUCCUAUACAGAUGCAAGUUGGAACAGAAGUGCGUGUCAGCUUGGAAGGCCUCUAGUGGGGGGCCGCUUGAGGUCAUUGGAUGGAGUCCACCUCCAGUUACUGGACGGAUUUCAUUCUUUCCAUUCUUGUCAAGCAGCUUGCUGUCAGAGCCCUGACUGUGAUGCUUUUUGGCUCAUGGGCAAAAUGUGCAUCCAGGUGAACUGCACCAGUCCUCCCAAAUGUCGAGCAAUACAGGCCAACACCACAGACUCCAUCUUGGUAUUUGUAAAGAAGUCUGGCAACGCAGUGUCCUCCCAGCCUGCAGCAGAGAGGAAAGCUCAACUCCCUAAAUGGUUGAACUGGAGGGAGGGACAUGCAAGAUAUAGUGCAAGGAUGCGAAGGUCUUUCAAAGAGUCACAGAGACAUAGAGUGCCUAAAGCAGACAACAUCAGGAGCUCUCUAAAGAGAGAGAUAAGCUCCAGUGGUGGAAGUCCCUUGAGCACCCCUGCUCCAUCUCAGCCCCUGGAUAAUAAGGACUUGGCACAGCCUCAGUCUUCAGGGCAAGACACAAACCUUCCCAGAGACCAUGUGAAUUCAGACAGGGUCAUGCUGCAAAAGGAUAAAGGUUUAAAGGAUUCAAAAUCUCCAAGCCCAUCUCUUCCUGUGGCCAAUAAUGUGAAUAGCCCAAGUGAUCUUGCUGGGAGCAUUUCUGGGGUGGCCCCUGCAGGAGCUGCUACUCCAGAACCAUCUCCUUUAGUUUCAUUCUCCAGUCCUGUUGUCCCAGGGUUGAUGCCCACUGGGGACACUGAGAAAGCCAAGCCAUUCAACACUUCCAUCCAGCCUUCAUCCUUGGAAGAGGCUAUUCCAAGUUCCAGCACUCCUCAGGGGAAAGAUACCGUGACGGUUCAGCAGGUGACCUUCAUUCCCACUGGCAUUCCCACCAACAACAGUGCUACUGUGGCCCCAACCAAUGCCGCCAUAUUACCCAGCACUGCUGCCCCAACCCCAGUUAUUAAGAAACUGGCAGUUUCUGCUGGAGACAGCGUGCAGGUGACCCUUCCAAAGAGCGAAGUGGAGCUGAAUGCAUAUGUCUUGCCUCCUCCAACUGAAGGAAGUACCUAUUCCUAUGACUGGAGACUGAUCACCCAUCCCACUGAUUAUAGUGGAGAGAUGGAGGGCAAGCACUCUCAGAUCCUUAAGUUAUCCAAACUCACAGUCGGCCUGUAUGAAUUCAAGGUAAUAGUCGAGGGUGACAAUGCAUAUGGUGAAGGAAGAGUGAACGUGACAGUGAAGCCAGAGCCUCGAGUAAAUCAGCCACCCGUGGCUAUUGUUUCUCCCCCGUUCCUGGAGAUCUCAUUGCCAACCACCUCUACGGUAAUUGACGGCAGCCAAAGCACUGAUGAUGACCGGAUUGUCAGCUACCACUGGGAAGAACUGAAGGGACCUUUGCGGGAAGAGAAGGUUUCUGCAGAUACUCCUAUUCUGAAAUUGACCAAUUUGGUUCCUGGAAACUACACGUUCAGCCUCACUGUGGUAGACUCAGAUGGUGCCAGCAACUCCACCACUGCCAGCCUGACUGUGAACAAAGCUGUGGAUUACCCACCUACGGCGAAUGCAGGUCCUAACCAAGUGAUCACACUGCCCCAAAACUCCAUCACCCUUUAUGGGAACCAGAGUACAGAUGAUCAUGGCAUUGUCAGCUACGAAUGGUCCCUGAGCCCCAACAGCAAAGGAAAAGUAGUGGAGAUGCAGGGAGUGCGGACGUCAACUUUGCAGCUGUCUGCAAUGCGUGAAGGUGACUACACCUACCAGCUGAUGGUGACAGAUUCUGCUGGCCACCAGUCCACUGCUGAGGUGACUGUGAUUGUGCAGCCUGAAAACAACAAACCACCUGAGGCAGAUGCGGGUCCAGACAAAGAGCUAACCCUCCCGGUGGACAGCACCACUCUAGAUGGCAGCAAGAGCUCAGAUGACCAGAAGAUCAUCUCUUACCUUUGGGAAAAAACGCGGGGUCCAGAUGGCGUGAAACUGGAGAAUGCCAACAGCAGCAUUGCUACAGUCACCGGGCUGGAGGGUGGCACGUAUGAAUUCACUUUGACAGUCAAAGACGAGCGGAACUUACAGAGCCAGAGUUCGGUGAUGGUCAUCGUCAAGGAAGAGAUGAACAAGCCCCCCACUGCAAAGAUUGCUGGGGGCGUUGUUGUCACCCUUCCGACGAACACAGCUGAACUUGAUGGGUCAAGGUCCACCGAUGACAAGGGAAUCGUCAGUUUCCUGUGGAUGCGAGAUGACAGCAGUCCUGCUGCUGGGGAGGUGUUAAAUAAUUCAGACCAUCAUCCAGUGCUUUUCCUCUCCAACCUGGUGGAAGGGACGUACAUGUUUCAUCUGAAAGUGACAGAUGCCAAAGGAGAAAGUGACACAGACAGGGCCACAGUGGAAGUGAAGCCUGAUCCAAGGAAAAACAAUCUCGUGGAGAUGAUCCUUGAUGUGAAUGUCAGCCAGUUGACAGAACGACAAAAAGGCAUGUUCAUCCGUCAGAUCAGCGUCCUGCUGGGGGCCUUUGAUUCGGACAUUACUGUACAGAAGAUUCAGCCUUAUACUGAGCAGAGCACCAAGAUGGUGUUCUAUGUGAAGAGCCAGGCUCCUCGCCAGAUCUUGACAGGGCACCAUGUUGCAUGGAAACUCCGAAACGAACUGCGGAAGCAGCAGUCGGACUUCCUCAUUUUCAGAGCUCUGGAGAUCAACACAGUCACAUGCCAGCUGAACUGUUCGGAGCACGGGCACUGCAACUCCUUCACCAAGCGCUGUGUGUGUGACCCUUUCUGGAUGGAGAACUUCAUCAAAGUGCAGAUUGGCGAUGGGGAGAGCAAUUGUGACUGGAGCGUGCUGUACGUUGUCAUCGCCUCUUUUGUCAUCGUGGUCUCCUUCGGGAUCUUCUCCUGGGCUGUGGUCUGCUGCUGCAAGAAACGGAAAGGAAAACCGAAAAGAAAAAGCAAAUACAAGAUAUUGGAUGCCACAGAUCAAGAGAGUCUGGAGUUGAAACCAAAUCCCAAAGCAGGCAGCAAACAGAAAGUUCAGGUCCAGAACAGCAGUCUGAUGCAUUCAGAAUCCGAGCUGGACAGCGACGAAGCGAUCUUCACGUGGCCUGACCGAGAGAAAGGAAAACUCUUGCGCAACCAGAACGGUUUCCUGCGCAAUGGGCAGGCGACACCCAAGCCGAAGAGCCAACGGGAGGAAAUCCUAUAGCCUCAGGCUGGCAUUGGUUAAGUUCCACAGCAAGUUGCCAUUGGUGGCUGUUCUUCCACUCCAUGGAAUGAGGAACCAAUGGAAACCAGCCACACCGUGAUCAGGGUAACGCUGCUAACGUAUUAUGUGACCACACAUUUUGUUUACUGCUGAUCUUUUUCUAACUGCUUGUACUUGAAUUUGGACUUCAAGGGAAACUUUGGCAGAAAGAAGCUGUGAAGCAAAGACUGUGAAGGGCAGGCACUUGUUUCAAAACACCCCAGAACUUACCUCCUUUCCUGGAACUGUAAAAUUGCCUGUCAGGCACCUUUUCCUGCCAGCCCUGAAAUCCACCUGCUGUAAGGAUGCCCCUCUUCACCUCUACACCUCCCUUCUGUGGAGGGUGGUGGGUUGUGUUUGCAAGAACUGGACUUGGCUCUCGCCUGCCUUGAAAGCCAAGUUGCCUCAGACUGUGUGUUGGGGUCUCUUUCUCUCUUGUCACUUUUUCUAGAACACUCACUCCAACUGUGGGAAAGCAGUUUUGGUUUCCUCUCAUUGUCGCCGAUGAGUUUCCAAGUCUUUCGAAACAGGAGGAGGAGGUUGGGCUUUUCAGACUGCAAGGGGUUUUGGCCUCAAGGGCAAGGAUGGAGGAAUUGCUUUCGGGUCAUGUUUAUGAUUGUAAAGGGUUACUUUUUUUUCUUUUUGUUUUAAAUUAUUGUUAGUCUCACCACUGGGAACGGAGGCAACGCUGCCAUAUCUGCAACAUCCCACUGUCACAAACACUCCCUGUCGAUUCCCAAAGCCUUCAUCUUUGUAGUCUCUAGGAUAGCGAGUUUCUCUUUCACUUGAGAAAUACCUUUAUAAUGGAAAAAUCUUUGCACAGUUGUAAAGGGGAAGGGGCGGUCAAAGCCAAACAUGUCGAAAUUGAUUGACUUCUCAGAUCCCCAAUAGAUCAGUGCCUCCGCCCCCCUCUACUUUGCACUUCUUCUUUGUUCCUUGUUGCUUAUGUACUUCUUACAGGAACUGUUGGUUUUUAUCAGUGUCACAGAAACGCCCCACUUUUUGCUUGCCCAAAGUAGCCUCUGUUGAGCCUCCUUACUUGAAUGACCACUAAUUUUGUAGGAGAGCUACCUCCACUGUUCUCACCAGCCCCCCCUCUCCUUUUUGAGCCAAUGGAAUGUGAAGAUUAUGUAUAAUUCAUCCUCCUUCAUCUUUCUCCCCUGCUUUAUUCUCCCUCCCCUUUUGCCCCUUUCGUACUUGGCAAACACUCUCCUGAAGAGCAAACAUACUUGAAGGGACUUCCCUGCCACCCUUUCCUGUUGAGCUGUGCUGCCCUCCAGCCCCAAAGCGUAACCUUCCUGAUACUCAUGCUGCGAUGUAGAGGGGCCUUGCUUUAACUUUAAAUACUAAAAAAUUAUGUCUUCUCCAGGUUAGGGUUGGUUAGCUGGCCACCUCUUGACCAAUUCUGAUCCAGGAAGCAAUUUAUAAAAAAUGUCCAUCUCCACAGGGAUUGACAGAUCAACACUGAAGAAAACACUUGCAAUAAUAAUUUUAGUUCUUUUAAUGGCAGGGGCUGAGAAUGUGGCACAGUUGUGACCCUUCACCACUGUCUGGAAAAUUAAUGUCCCUGAGACUGCAGAAACUGUCCAUCCUCGGUCUCAGUCAAACAGAUGUGUUUCAGGUUCUCUUGGGUUCUGUUUCCAUUGCUGCACUGUUGAGUUGUUGAAGGUGAUAAUUAAAUAUGCUGCUCAGUUUGAGGGGAGGGGGCUCUUUCCCCCACGAAUCGUCAA
Molecule: messenger RNA, 5522 nt
Organism: Sphaerodactylus townsendi
Lineage: Eukaryota; Metazoa; Chordata; Lepidosauria; Squamata; Sphaerodactylidae
Product: KIAA0319 like
Exons: 21
Coding region: 397-3753 (1118 amino acids)
Biological process (GO): homophilic cell-cell adhesion
Cellular component (GO): plasma membrane; cytoplasmic vesicle
Molecular function (GO): calcium ion binding; protein binding
Source: RefSeq, a predicted model, not a curated record